AUGAAAUUCCUCUCUGUUGCUCUCGUUCUCAGUGCGGCGUUUGUCGAGCAGACGCUUGCCCAUUACCGGUUCUACAAGUUCAUCAAUGCCGGGACUGUCGGUGCCGAAUACGUCGGUAUCCGCACGAACACCAACACCAACUCUCCCGUAGUGGAUGUGACCUCUAAUGACAUGCGCUGCAAUGUCGGCGGUCUCGCUUCUGCAUCCUCCACCUCGACCAUCGCCGUCACCGCCGGGAAUACCAUCGGUUUUCAGGCUGAUAUUGCGGUCUUCCACCCCGGUGCGUUCAACAUCUACAUGGCCAAAGCCCCAAGCACUGCAGCUGCCUUUGAUGGCUCUGGCUCCGUGUGGUUCCGUGUAUGGGAGCGGGGCGCAACUUCCAUCACCAGCGAUGCUAUCACUUUUGAUACCACCUCCAGUACUUUCACCUUCACUGUCCCAAAGAGCUUGCCCAACGGCGAGUACUUGGUCAGAAUUGAACAUAUUGCCAUUCAUGGAGCGUCCUCAUUCGGUGGUGCCCAGUUCUACAUCUCGUGUGCGCAGAUCAGUGUUACUGGCGGUGGCUCAGGGUCUCCAAGCCCGAAGGUGGCUAUCCCCGGUGUAUACACUGGAAAUGAGCCUGGUAUCUUGAUCAACAUCUACUGGCCUAUUCCCACGAGCUACACUGUUCCUGGACCUACCAUCUGGUCUGGCUAG
Morchella importuna is the source of this 696-nucleotide messenger RNA. RefSeq lists its product as uncharacterized. Lineage: Eukaryota; Fungi; Ascomycota; Pezizomycetes; Pezizales; Morchellaceae. The record is from RefSeq and is a predicted model, not a curated record. The transcript is spliced from 3 exons. Bases 1 to 696 code for a protein of 231 amino acids.